Messenger RNA from Chroicocephalus ridibundus (black-headed gull), 1917 nucleotides. RefSeq names its product ADP ribosylation factor like GTPase 10 (gene ARL10). The record is from RefSeq and is a predicted model, not a curated record. Gene Ontology annotation, molecular function: GTP binding; GTPase activity. The transcript is spliced from 4 exons. NCBI's taxonomy places the organism in Eukaryota, Metazoa, Chordata, Aves, Charadriiformes, Laridae. Bases 267 to 998 code for a protein of 243 amino acids.
GGGCAGGAUUGCCGGCACAAACGAGUCGCGUGGGUGCCGGGCUGGCGUGGCGCCCCGGGGCGGCUCACGCGUCCGUGCACCGGCUGGGCGGGCCCUGCUGCCUCCCGCCCCGCCUCCCUCCCAUCCAUACAGCCCUCCGUCUCUCCCCCACCCUCCCCGCCGUCGGAGCGGCCCCUUUAAGCGCGGCGGUGACGUCAGGGGCGGGCACAGCUGGCGCUGGCGCGCGGCCCGCGGGCACAGCUGGCGGGGGCAGCUGCCGGUGCGGCAUGGGUCCGCCCGGCGCGCUGCGGGAGCUGACGCUGGCCCUGGGGGCCGCCGUGGCCGCCCUCGGCUCCCUCCUCUUCAUCGCCGUGAAGAUCUACUUCCGCGGCACCGGCACCGGCACCGGCACCGGCACCGGCACCGGCACCGGCACCGGCUGGGGCGGAUGGUGGGAGCGGGAGCUGCGGGAGCUGCGGGACCGAGCGCCCCCCGGCGACGCGCUGGACUGGCGGCAGGUCCUGGUGCUGGGGCUGGAUGGGGCCGGGAAGAGCAGCGUCCUGCACUACAUCUGCAGCCAGAAGGCCAGGGACCGCAUCGCACCCACCCACGGCUUCAACUCUGCCCAGCUCUUUGUCGAGGGGAUGGAGAUGGACCUGCUGGAGGUGGGUGGCAGCCAGAACCUGCGAUCCUACUGGCCCCACUACCUGAGCGAGGCCCAUGUGCUGGUGUUCGUGGUGGACUCGGUGGACAGGUCGCGCCUGCUGACGGCGCGCCAGGAGCUGCACGCACUGCUGGCUGCCGAGCCCCGGCUGCCACUGGUUGUGCUGGCCAACAAGCAGGACAAGAGCGAUGCCCUGAGCACGGCAGAGCUACAGGAGGAGCUGGCCCUGCACACCCUCAGCGGGCAGCGGGAGCUCUUCCUCCUGCCCACCAGCGCGACCUGGGACAGCCUGAGCACCGCCACCAGCGUCCUCCACGUGAAGAGCCUGCUGGUCACCCUGCUGUCCCAGCCCUGAGCCCACGGCAGGGGCAGACAGGCUCCCACCCCGGUCACGGCUCCUCUUCGGGCUCUGUGGAGGCGGCUGGGUGGGUGCCGCCGGAGCUCAGACUCGCUGGUAGCAAGUUGCCAGUCCUGGGGCGUUCACUGCACCCCACCAGGUUUGGGGUUGAGCUGCCGCACGGCUGCCCUCGGGGAACACGAGCAGCAGGCUCUGCUCUCUGCUGCGGGGAGAGGGCAGCCGCCUCCCCCAGUUCAGGGAUGAAAUCUCCCUUGGGCUGGAGGCACAAGCACGGCUCUUACCUCCUGGUGAGCGGGUGAGCGGGAACGUGCAGCACAGGGCAGGGCCCUGCACCUUCAUGGAAGCCCUGCGGGAUAUUUAAAUGAACGGGGCCGGACAAGCGAGGUAGCCCUCUUGCCCACUGGCAUCCCAGGAGAUGGGCUCUCCUUCCCAAAAAACACGCGGAGUUACUGCUGGCGAGCCCUGCCAGUAUGGUGCACACCAGUGGGAUUAACCCAGGCUGUCCCUCACCGGGGCUGAGCACAGCUCUCAACUCCCCCAACUGUAUUUAAAGCCCUGUCUAGGAGAUGAAGGCAGGUUUUGGGCAGCCCUGCACUUCCCCAUCACCCUCAACAGGGCUAAAGACGGGCUGUUUGAUAGGAGCUGCACUCAGCAGGCGUUUGCCCCCUGCCUGGUCUCCCUCCCUCUCAGCUGCCCCGGGGAGAAGGGGAAGGAGCCAGGCUCGGGGCCGCAGGAAGCCCUGCCUGCAGGCGGGAGAAUGCUGGGUCCGGCCACGGGAUACCAGCUCCUGGAAAACCCAUUGGGGAAGCUGGGGAGCGCAUCAGGGAAAAGGGAGCACAGGCCGGCCGGUCCCUGCUGCAAAACCUUUUGUACAGUCGCUGCUUCCUUUUAUCAAUAAAAGAGACUGCUCACUCUG